Molecule: messenger RNA, 1638 nt
Organism: Acaulospora colombiana
Lineage: Eukaryota; Fungi; Glomeromycota; Glomeromycetes; Diversisporales; Acaulosporaceae
Source: the annotation of a GenBank genome assembly
AUGGGUCAGAAAUUGACUCAAAAUUUAUGUCCUCAUUUUGAAUUCACCCGUGUCGAACUCUUCCAAAUCGUCAAGAUUAAAAAGCUAAAGACCUUUAAAGAGAUCAUCCAAACUUCCGGCAAGGAGGGCACCUAUGGUUGUGAAAUUUGCAAAACCACUAUUGCCUCGAUUCUCGCAAGUUUAUGGAAUGAACCUAUUCUUGAUCAUGCCACGAUUCUUGACACGAACGAUCGCUUUCUUGCCAACAUUCAACGCGGUGGUUCCUAUUCCGUCGUUCCGCGCGUCCCCGGAGGUGAAAUCACACCGGAAAAACUUAUAACGCUAGGUCAGGUCGCCAAGAGGUAUGGGCUUUACACGAAGAUUACAGGUGGCCAACGGGUGGACCUUUUCGGCGCAAACAAAUAUGAUCUCCCGGAGAUUUGGGAAGAACUCGUGAAUGCGGGUUUUGAAUCCGGUCAUGCUUAUGGAAAAGCGCUGAGGACGGUCAAGUCUUGUGUUGGCUCAACAUGGUGUCGUUAUGGAAUUGGUGAUUCGGUAGGCUUCGCCAUUCGAAUUGAAAAUCGAUAUAAAGGCAUACGAUCUCCUCAUAAGAUUAAGGGCGCCGUUUCCGGUUGCAUCCGAGAAUGCGCCGAAGCUCAAGGGAAAGAUUUUGGUCUCAUCGCUACCGAAAAAGGAUUCAACAUUUAUGUCUGUGGGAAUGGUGGCUCGCAACCAAAACAUGCUGUGCUGCUAGCAAAAGAUGUUCCAGAAGAAUUAUGCAUUAAAUAUUUGGAUCGAUUCUUGAUGUAUUAUAUUCAUACUGCGGACCGAUUGACGCGUACAGCGAGAUGGCUCGAAAAAUUAGAAGGCGGAAUUGAUUAUCUUCGCUCGGUAAUAAUCGACGAUAAACUUGGAGUAUGCAAAGAAUUGGAAGAGGACAUGUUGCGUCUUAUCAACACGUAUCGAUGCGAGUGGACGGAAGUGGUCGGGGAUCCGUCUCGACGAAAUUAUUUCAAACAAUUUCUCAACACCCCGGAUACUCAAUCCGAAAUCGAAAUGAUUGAGGAACGUGGUCAACGACGUCCCGCAGAUUGGCCAAAAGAAUUUUCGGAUUCUGAUGGGAAGCCAAAGAUGGAAAACCUAGUAGAUGGAAAGUCAUGGGUUAAGAUAGCUCCAGUCGACGUAUUCCCCGAGGACGGAGGUCAAGUCAUAAAAUAUGGUGAUACACAAAUUGCAAUCUUCAAUAUCGGUCGAACGCGUUGGUACGCCACUCAAAACAUGUGUCCGCACAAAAGAGCCUUUGUGCUUGCUAGCGGAGUAAUUGGUGAUAAUGAAAAUGGCGUCUUAAAUGUUAGUUGUCCAAUGCACAAGAAAAGUUUUGCCUUCGAAACUGGCGAAUGUAUUUCUGGUGAUGUGGAUUUGAAGAUUAUGACUUUUGGAGUCAAAGCUGAAGGUGACUACGUUUGGCUUGAGCUUCCGCCGUCACGAGAAUUGGAUCGACUGCUCGGAACCAGUAAGUGGAUUGUUACCAAGAAACACACGGCCAAGACAGGCGCAGACAAUUCGUUGAAGACACCGAUUGACAUUCAAAUUGUGGGAAACACGGAGGAAAUUGGAUGUGCCGGUGCAGAAUGUGGGGACAGAAAGCUUGACUGGUGA